Austrofundulus limnaeus is the source of this 3116-nucleotide messenger RNA. It is a transcript of the gene ncstn, whose product is annotated as nicastrin. The record is from RefSeq and is a predicted model, not a curated record. The transcript is spliced from 17 exons. Gene Ontology annotation, cellular component: plasma membrane. Gene Ontology annotation, biological process: protein processing; Notch receptor processing. The coding region runs from base 48 to 2153 and encodes 701 amino acids. NCBI's taxonomy places the organism in Eukaryota, Metazoa, Chordata, Actinopteri, Cyprinodontiformes, Rivulidae.
UGUCAACUUCCUGUUGUUUUUUGUUUCCGCUUUUUCAAACCAGGAAGAUGGAUUUGCUGUCGAGCAAAUGGAUCAUUAACUUAUUGUUUUGUCUGUUUUUCGCCGGAGUCGGUUGCAACUCAGUGGAAGACAAGAUUUAUGUGAACCUGAAUCACAGUUCUCCGUGUGUGCGAUUGCUUAAUGCAACUCAUCAAAUAGGCUGCCAGUCGUCUUUGUCAGGCGAUGUGGGAGUGCUCCAUUUGCUCGAGUCGGAGGAAAACCUGGACUGGGUGCUGCAAACCGGUCCCAACCCUCCCUACAUCGUCAUCCUGGAGUCCGCGUUAUUUACAAGAUCCAUCAUGAUGAAGCUGAAGAACGGUUCCAACAGAGUGGCUGGAGUUGUUGUUAUCGCACCGAACACUAAUCUGCCAGGCGGCUUCUCUCCGCACAACACCUGUCCCAACGAGAACACAGGUGUGUAUUCAGAGGACUACGACCCGACCAUGGCCCACUGUAACGUGACGCUGUGGAACCCUCUGGGCAACAGUUUGUCCUACGAGGAGUUYGACUUCCCCAUCUUUUCUCUAAAGGACGACAACGACACGCAGGUUAUACGACAGUGCUACAUGGACCACAACCGGCCGGUGAAUGGCAGCRGCCCUCAGUACCCGCUGUGCUCCAUGCAGCUGUUCUCCCACAUGUCUGCUGUCACCGACACGGUCACCUGCAUGAGGAGAGGUAGCCUCAGCUUCAGCCUGAACCCAGAAGAGGUGUGUGACCCUCUGGGUGACUUUAACAUUUGGGCCACCACCAAUCCUCUGAACAACACGGUCAAGGGCCACAAAGCAGGAGAGACUGUGAUCAUCGCAGCAGCCAGACUCGAUAGCCGCUCGUUUUUCUUUGAUCUGGCUCCCGGCGCGGAGAGCACCGCCUCUGGUCUGGUCACUCUGCUGGCAGCUGCCAACGCACUGCGGAACGUCACGCAGGAUAAUCAGCUGAACAGAACCAUCCUCUACACUUUCUUCCACGGGGAAACAUUUGACUACAUUGGCAGUUCAAAGAUGGUKUACGACAUGGAGAAAAACCAGUUUGUUGUGGACCUGGACAACGUUCACUCAGUCCUGGAGGUCGGACAGGUGGGUCUUCACGGUGACUCAAAGCUCUGGCUUCACUCWGACCCUGUGUCCAGGAAGAACAGCAGCGUCAAUGAAGAGGUGAAGAAGAUCGUCAACACUUUGAACUCAGCUGCCAAAGGCUUAGACUUCUCCGUGGAGGAGCCCGGCGUCACCCAGCCGCUUCCUCCUUCAUCCUUCCAGCGGUUCCUGCUGGCCCGGCCCAUCCCCGGUGUUGUUAUUGAGAACCACCGAKCCAGCUUCACCAACAGAUACUACCAGAGCAUGUUUGACAACACAGACUACCUGAACGUGUCGUACCCCCUGGACCUGACGCCGGAGGAGCAGCUGAACUUUGUUACAGACACAGCAAAGGCUCUGACUAAGGUGGCGACCAUUGUGGCUCAAACACUGUUUGUACAAGCUGGAGGAAGCGAAACCGAGUCACGUAGCAUUCAGGCAGACGAUCUGCUGGUGAGCCGGAUGCUGUACAGUUUUCUUGUUAGGUCCAAUAACUCCUGGUUCCAGCAGUUCACYGCCUCUGAGCACGCAAAACAACUCAGCGACCAAAGCACAAGCUUCUACGUCGGUGUGACUGAUAUGAUGAGCGAGCCGACUAUCCUCGUCCGGUACUUGUUGUCCAACCUGACUGGCAGCACCGUCAACGUCACUCAGGAAAACUGCAAAAACCAGAGGGAGGGUAAAGACGACCAGGAGAGCAAACACAUCUAYGACUACAUCUGGGUUCAGGGAGCAGCGCCUCCCAACAGCACGGAGCGACAGGGUUUCUGCGUGCGCUCCACCGUUCGCGUGUCCAAAGCCCUCUCCCCGGCCUUUGAAAUCAACGAUUACACCUCCAAAAAUUACUCCACGUGGACCGAGUCCAGGUGGAAGAAGAUCAGAGGGCGCAUCUUCCUGGUGGCCAGUCACGACCUGGAGAUGUUGACGCUCGGUGUGGGUAUCGGCGUGUUGCUAUCGUCCUUCCUCCUGACGUACUUCGUCAGCUCAAAGGCAGACAUGCUCUUCAGCUCGGGGAGGGAACCCGCCAGCGCCACCUACUGAUCCAUCUCAGGCCCGACACCACCACUACAACAAUCACUGCUACUACCACUUCUAUCCCAAACAUGGAGAGUUUCCUUUUAAACAGCACGUGAAGGUACACCCACAGAGUUUCCUUUAAAAAAAAAAAAAAAAAAACCGACUCCGUGUUCGUGGACUCACUCAGGUGAGGCGUGACGGGACGACUGGAGUGGACUGGAUGGAUCCGGACUCAUCAGGGUCAAACAAAAGCACUGGUCAGGCACCAGUGGGCCCUGUCAGUAGACAAGAUCUUACUUUGUUUUAGGAUUUUGUUUUCCCUUUUUAUUUGUCAAAGAAUGUUUUGUUUACUGUGUCAUGGGAUGCGCACUAAACAUCGGACAUUGUUUUGAGUGUGCGUGCGAUUCUGAACGAGUGUGUGUGAGCAAUUACAAGUGUGUGUGUGUGUGUUUGUAUGGGGAUUGCAAUGGUAUGUGCAAUACUGUAACUGUCUUCUGUGUAAAAUUAGUUAAAUUAAUGAUCAUUUCUAAUAAUAAGAAACCACUUUCUGAGCCAAUGAUCAAAUUUGUAAAGUUUAAAAUUUAGGCAACAAUUGGAAAUUUUAAAUUUUGACACGUUUUAAGUGCAGAAAAGGCAUUAGAAAAUUAAUCCCAGCACUCACUAUUUGUGGAUGAAAGUGUUGAGACGUUGCCGUUUCACUUGUUUGUGUAUUUGAAAGGCAAAAAUAAAGUCUAAAAUUUUGGUGUGGCUAACAAACGUUUAAAUCAGUCACGAACGUGUGGAAAUUUGGAGUUUUAACACUGAAAAAGUGCUGGUACUCUGCCUGUGCACUCUGUUUAGUUCUUUCUUUCUUUUUUUUCCGCAACGUAAGGAUUUAUUUUGUAAAUUAUAACCACACACAAGAUUUAAAAUUUGUUGGGUGUCUAUAAAAUCAAAGAUGUGAUGCAUUGAUGGAAUAAAUAAAUAAAUUUUGCUUCUUUUUUUUUU